Messenger RNA from Closterium sp. Naga37s-1, 4173 nucleotides. The record is from the annotation of a GenBank genome assembly. Lineage: Eukaryota; Viridiplantae; Streptophyta; Zygnematophyceae; Desmidiales; Closteriaceae.
AUGGCGGCAGCGACGGCGGGUUGCGCGUGCGCGUGCCACGGGGAGUGGUCGGCGGCGGUGGUGGCGCUGCGGCAGCUGGAGGAGUGGCAGAGUCGCGCCGCGCAGUACAUAACCCUGCUGGAGAACGAAAAGGCGGCGGCCGACGCGCAGUUGGCGCAGCUUCAGGAGACGCGCGCCACGGAGGUGCGGGAGGGGAGGAGAGGAAGGGGGAAGGGAAGUUGGGGGAGGGGGGGGGAAGGGGGCGGUGAGGGAGGAGGGGAAGGAGGAGGGGGGGCCCGGGCGUGGGAGGAGCGAGUGAGGGCGGCGGAGGGCGCAGUCCAGCGCGCGGAGGAGGAGAGGCGGAGGGAGGGGGAGAGAAUGGAGGAGGAGAGAAGAAAGGUGGCGGAGAGAGUGGAGGAGGAGAAAAAGCGGGAGGGGGAGAGAGUGAGGGAGCAGGCAGAGAGGCAGGGGCGACUGAGGGAGGUGCAUCUGCAGACGCGGCUCAGUCAGCAGCAGCAGGAGAUAAUUCGCCGGGAUAGAGCAGCCAUGGAGAUCCACGUGUUCUGGCAGGAGGCAGUGAGGGAGCGCAAUGAGGCGGUCAUGGGGACGAAGCAGGCGCACAGGGAGCUGCGGAGCAGAGACCAGGCGGACAAGGAGAAGGUGGAAGUGACCAAGGCGUUGAUGCGGCAGUGUGAGGAGUGCCGCAAGGAGAAGGACAGCGCGUUGCAGGCGCUGGCUGGCGUGCGGAAAGAGAAUGAGGCUCUUGAGGUCAACCUGCAGCGCCAGGGGAAGGUGAUAGAGCGGCUCAUCGACCUGAACUCGGAGCUGGUGGAAGGCCACGAGGUGCUGCAGCAGCGGCAGAGGGAAAUGGUUUCUGAGAUACUCUCAUUGCGGAGGCAUGGUGGGGACGUGGGAGGGGCUGAUAGUGGGGGAGUGGGAGAGGGAGGGGGAGAGAGUGAGGGAGAGGUACAGGGAGAAGGAGACGGAGAGAAGGAAACAGUGAGACAGAAGGAAGGACGCGAGCAGCAAGAGAAGGGGCGGACAGAGGUGUUGGAAGCAGCGCAGGGAAGGGGAGGAGAGGAGCAUGGGGCAAGAGAUGGCCGUGCGAUCAGCAGGAUGCCAGGUGGGAGAGGGAUGGAUGAGAGGGCAGGUGGCGGGGAUGGUGAAGGGAGUGGGGGCGGUGGAGGCGAAGCAGGGGAGGAGGAUGGGGACGACGGGCCCGUUCCAGUGUCAUGCUUCCCCACAGAACAACCCCCCUCGUUACAGUCGCAUGCAGGCGGAUUACUGGGUGACAGCCAGCAAGCAACGCCCUCUUUCUUUGCGUUCUUCUCGAGUAAGCCCGCUGCUGGACCCCCUGGUGCUGCUGCUGCUCCUGCUUCUUCUGCCCCUGCUGCCACUACUGUUGCUGCUGAUACCACUGCUGCACCACCACCCACUGCAGCAGCAGCAGGGCCAUCCAGAACUGGUUCUAGUGCUGGCAGUGCCCCUUCCGGCCCCAUUGAUCCUGCAGCUGCCACUGCCCAUGUUCAUGAUACCAGCAGCAAUGCUGAAACGUCUUGGGACCACCGCCCAAGAGGGGAUUUGGGAGCAAAUUCAGUGCGGCAACAGGACGGUGAUGGUGGUGUGCGGGCAGAGGGAGGGAUGGCAGAAGGGGAGUGUGAUAGAGAGAACACGGGUGGACGGCAGGGUAGAGAUGGGGUGGGCUUCAGAGGUGGUGGGCGGGAAGGAGGAGCAGGGAGAGAGUCAGCGAGGGGCAGCAGUGGUGGGAGCAGCUGCAUUGGCGGUGCACACGCAAUGCAUCAGCAGCAAGACAAGGAGAGGGGAGGGCAGCAGCAGGGAUCCGUGCAAUUGAUUCCAGACCAGCAAGGAAGGGCGACGAGCUCUGCAUCUGCCAGUUCUGGUUCCGGAGGGGAUACAGGCGAUGAUGCCAUACCUGUGGCUUCUCAAGCUCUCUCUGCUUCUGCGCCUGCUGCUACUCCUUCUGGUCCCGUAGAAUAUAGGGAUGAAUUGCUUGCAACGGGGCCUGCAAUUGAAGACGACAACCCUGAAACCAAUCCCAAUUCUGGAAGCUACCCAGUCGCCGAUAGAGAAGCGGGAAGCGACCGCGGAGGGGGAGGUGGAGGUGGAGGCGGAGGCGGAGGCGGAGGCGGUGGAUGGCAAGGGGAAGACGUGGAAUGGCAAGGGGGUCCGAUGUCAGACUUCCAGGGCCUUCCGUCUCGGGUAGAGCCCGAGCCUGCUGACGUGGAAGGCAUGAAUGUGCCAAUGCCGGAUGUGACUCUACGAGACGAGCUCUCCGAGUCGCUGAUGCCGCUCAAAUGGGUGCUGUUUCCGGAAGCCGACCCGGUACAGCAGUUUCGUGAUAAGACGUGGAAGGAGAAGAUUUGGAUAUUCCUAGUGGGAGUGUUUCCGAUUCUGUCAUGGCUGCCGAAAUACGAUCUACGGUUCUACCUGCUCGGCGACAUCAUCGGAGGGCUCUCCAUCGCCAUCAUGUCCGUGCCGCAGGAUGUAUCGUACGCCAAAUACGCCAACGCGCCCAAGGAGUUCGCUCUCUACACGAGUUUCCUGCCACCGUUGAUGUACGCGAUCCUUGGCUCAUCGAAGCACAUGGUGAUCGGGCCGGUGUCGGUGGUGUCGCAGCUGCUGGGCGAGCAGCUGAGCGCGCAGGUGGAUCCCACCACGGACCCCGCCCUCUACAACUCGCUGCUCACCACCACCACCUUCCUCUGCGGCCUCUUCCAACUCGCCAUGGGGCUCCUCAGAAUGGGGUUCCUGGUGGAUCUACUGAGCCAGCCCACCAUCGCGGGGUUCCUGGCGGGGUGCUCGCUCACCAUCGCGCUGCAGCAGCUGAAGCCCAUUCUGGGGUACAGGGACUUCACGCUCAGCACCAGUGUUGUCAACAUCUUCAAGGCUGUUGCCGAGUACUCUGAUGAGUUUCAAUGGCGUGCAUUCGUCCUCGGCUCCUCCUUCUUUAUCGCCCUCACCAUCCUCCGCAUUCUCACGAAGAUGUACCCAAAGAGCAAGACCCUCUUCUAUGCCAACGCGCUGGGUCCCAUCUCCUCUAUAGUCCUCUCCACUAUCAUCGUGGGCUCCUCCGGCAUGUACAACAAGGGUGUAGCCACGGUGGGCAGCAUAACCACAGGGCUGGGGGGCAUGUCAUCGGUGUGGGACAUUGAUCUGCACAACGAGUACACCGAUGAGGUCGCCCUCAUCGCGCUCUACGCUGCCUUGGUCUCGCUCGCUGAAUCGAUUGGCAUAGGGCGCACAUUUGCGGGCAUGUAUGGUUACCACAUUGAUGGUAACAAAGAGCUCAUAGCCUACGGAGCCAUGAACCUCUCAGGCUCCUUCACCUCCUGCUAUGUCGCCACAGGCUCCUUCUCCCGCACGGCAGUGAACAUCCUAGCGGGGGCGCACACGGCGCUGACACAGAUCAUCCUCUCCUUCACCAUGCUUAUCGUGCUGCUUGCUGCUGCUCCCGCCUUCAAAUAUGUGCCCGCUUGUGUGGUGGGAGCAGUCAUCGCCAAUUCUGUGCUUAACCUGCUCGACUUCAAGGCAGCGUUUACGAUCUGGAGGGUAGACAAGCUGGACUUCAUGGUCAUGCUCGGCUGCUUCCUCGGGAUCAUCUUCGGCUCGCCCGAGAUCGGCCUGCUAGUCGCCUCCGUCCUCUCUGUCCUCAAGCUCCUCCUCCGCAUUGUCCGCCCGCACAUCCGCCUGCUCGGGCUGCUCCCGGGCGGCGCCGCUACAGCCGUGAGCGUGCUACAGUUCCCCAACAGCACGCUGUGCGAGGGGAUCGUGAUGCUGAGGAUUGAGAGCCCGCUGUACUUCCCUGCUGCGAAUUUCUGCCGGCAGCGCAUCAAGAAGCUCUGUGAUGCGUAUGCGAGGGGGUACCAGCAACCCGUGCGGCACUGCAUUCUCGAUCUGAGCGUCAUGCACGACAUCGACGUGUCGGGCAUCGACGGGUUGAAGGAGCUCCACCGAGACCUGUCUGAGAAGAGCAUUCAGCUCUGCCUAUCCAGUGCAUCAAGGGAUGUGCUGCGCAAGCUGUGGGAUGCCAACUUUCUGGCAGAGAUGGGCGAGCAGUGGCUCUUCGUCACUCCUGCCGACGCCGUCAAGCUGUGUCGCUCCAUGGCCGUGGCUGCACCGGCUGUGAAGGAGCAGGACGAGCUGCUGGCAUCAGUUCAGGUGUAUGACAUCUAA